CUCAGCAUUGAUUUUAUUUAGGUUAAGACAGUUCUCAAAUGCUCCACGAGUGGGCAAGUCGGUGUUUGUGUCCGCAAGAAAUAAACAAACAUGUCACCAAAAGCCAAGUGUAAAGUGAAUUCGGAUGGUAGUGUUUGUUUGGAAGAUAUUCUCAAUUCCUUUAAUUCUUCAAUCCGCGAAGAACACGCUUGGGCCCUAUGUUACCAAUGUGCAAAGUAUUACAGCGAGUGUGUUUCAUCUCGAAAACAAAACGUUCACAUAGUCACAGAAGUCCGUCAUGUGUAUUUGCAGACUGACGGAAACGUUCACGAAAACACGAUUAAACCCAGAGAUAGCCCCAGAAAGCUUCUGCGAUGCGAGAAAGACGUGAUUUCGGGCCUGGGGGUGGUAAUAUACAUAGCCCUCGACCAGGGGAGUCAGAACGAUGAGGAGAGGGUUAUAAGUCAGGAUCUUGAGCAACUUAUAAGUGAUAUGAUCUCAGAUGAAUUGAACAGUUCGGAGCAAACCCAUCAUGAAACGGAUGAUGAGGGGAUCGAGCGGGACUCGGAGGAGGCCGAAGAGGAGCCCGGGACGUCCAAAACACAGCCCCACAUGACUUUACAGGAAGUCAUUCGGCGGUGCGAAAACCAUUUGGGGACCUUGACCAAAACCCAGACCGAAGCUCACUACAAGGCCGUAGUACGGGCUUUGGUAGCAGAAGCUCUAGAAUUAGCAACAUUUUUAGAAAAAGUAGCACAAGGCAGUUUGAAUUUGCCGACAGAUAGCUCAAAACUCUCAAAUUUGGACCAGUUGAAGUUCUCUGAUUGGGCCAAGUUUUGGGUGCAGGUGAUGGGGGAGCUCAGGAUGGGCGUGAAGUUAAGGAAGGUUCAUUACAGUAGGGCUCCCAUCGAAUACGAACUCACUCCCUAUGAAAUACUCAUGAAAGAUAUUAGAUCGUGUAGAUAUAAGUUAAGGAGAAUUAUGGUUAAUGGAGAUGUUCCAUCUAGGGUUACUAAGGAUGCUCAUGCUAUUAUUUUGGAAUUUAUCAGGUCUAGACCGCCUUUGAAAAAAGUAUCUGAUAGGAAAUUGCCCCCUCAAUCGCGCACACUUACUCCAAGGGAACAGUUACUCAACUCGAUCAAAAAGGGCCGGAAGUUGAGACCGACUCCAAGAUCUCCAUACAUGUUAUCAGAACCAAAGCAACAAACCAAAGAAGAUUCCUCAAAACCAAAUCGAAGACUAAUCAAAGUCGACUUCAGCCAGUUCGAGGACGAGGACGACGAUGAACCCAUUGACAGUCCCGACUCGACCGGUCUGUGGUCAACUUCUGAAUACCUCCAAAUGUGUGAUACAACUCUGGAAGCCUACGAUCUCGCAACUCAAGACAUAAAUCGGCGCUCGACCAUUCGCAGACACACCCUGGAGGUGUGCGACCCCAACGUGGGAUGCUACUCGGUGCCCCAAUCCCGGCCUUGCUCCCGCCAGUCCUGCAACAGCUCCGAGGCCGAAUCGGUCCAACUUGAGCCCGAAGUGGCCAAAGCGAUGCAAGACGAACUCACCAAUGCCCGUAGUUGGCAAGAGACCAUAUCCCUCGACGACAGACUCUCCCUAACCCUCUCCGAAAUCGUGCACAUACGAGCCGUCUUGACCAAAGCCGAAUUGGAGGCUCUACCUGUGGAGGGCAGGGUGCGCCACGACGUAGAGUCACGCAAAGUCUGCUUCUUGUGUCUCAAAACACGGUUCGGGAUCUUCGGCCCAUGGGGGCAACGGUGCACUCUGUGCAAACGCACAGUUUGUACGAAAUGCUGCUCCAAGAUGAAUAUCCCCAUGGAGCACUUUUCGAGCGUUCCGGUCGUGUUGCUGAGCCCCAGUAUCAUGUCUUCGCCGGAGACUGAAGCCAAAGAGGCGUUUUCGAAGGGUCUAGUCAAUAAAAUGAUGGAAGGGGGCCCUCCGUCGGCCGACCAUAGCCCCGAAACGAGCAGGCCGAGUUCGAGUAUGGAGAGUAGUACAAUAAGCGAUCCAGGGUCGCUGGGGCGGUUCCGGGCGAAAGCGGUGGCGGCAGGGAGGGCUGCCAGAAUGGUGGAUAAGUUCAAGGCCUCGCAAAUGGUGGUUUGUCACGAUUGCAGGAUGAUGGUCUUGCAGAUUAUUAAGUCGGCGAGGGCGAAUCGUUCGGCUAUCAGAAAUAAAACGCUACAAAGUCUCACUUUGAAUUUAUCUCCGGUAUUUUAACACUGAUAUUGAAUGGCUAUCGAAACUCAGUAGUGAUAUUAGUUUUAACCUGAAUCUUGUUGCAUUUCAAUGUUAUAUUCCUAUUUCGUGCAUUCCUAUCUGUAAGUGGAAACUUUUAAAUCCAGACCACGGAGUCUUAGAGGAAAUUUUAUUAUAUUUAAAAAAAAAUAGCGGUUUUAUUUUGGUAACUGUAAUUUUAUGUAAAAAUCUAUCUUCAGAGUUUAAAAUAUAUGAAAUGAAUAAAGGCUAUGUUAAUUGCGGGGAUUUCUAUUCACCCUUCAAAAACAGGUGAUGUCAAAAAAGUUGUUACAAAAGUAGUUUACCACAAAUAAUUAACAAUCAAGCACUUGUUUAAUUUUCUGUGAGUAAUUUAAAGUCGUGUUUUUUUUUUAAUGGAAAUCAGCAAGUCAACAUUUUGGUGGCAAAAAUUUUGUUUGCUUUUUGUUUUUGUCCUUAAAAAUUUUGUUAAAAAAUUAUGCUUACGUUUUGAUAUUGGAAUGUUAUCAAAAUUUUGACUUUUAUGAAUCUUGUAUCCUUGCUUGCUCUUUGAAAGCCCUUUAAUCGACUACUUGAAGACAGACAUCACAACCUAAUGCCUAAAGACUUCCAUGCUAGUAAUAUUGCAUGUUUUAAGUUUUCCUUUAGUUUUAGUUUCAAAAUUGUUACUUUUUCAACUCGUUCCUCAAAAAACUAAUUUAAUUGUGUUCUUUAUCAUUCAUGUUUAUUUUUUACUAAAACAAACCUGCAUUACAAAUUACAUCUAAAAUACAUUUUAACGGUGGUGUUUUUGUGAUUUUAUGUGCACGCUUUUUGACUUCAAGUUUCGAAAAUCUGAUAACGGUACCCAAUUUAUCUCCGUUUUUGUGUUUUCGUCUCCAAAUCUUGACCAUUUUAUUGCUGACGUUUAAUGAUAUUGUUUUCAAAUUAAAUUAACAAGAAAUUAGCAAGAAAGUACCUGUGGUAGUGACGUCACAAACAACAAAAUUAAGGAACCUAAUUAAUAAGUUUAUAAAAUCAAUAAAUUAUUACAAUUGCAAUUUCCAGAUAAAAGAAGUAUUAAAAUCUAGUAAAAAUAAUAAUGUCCCAAAUGUAGUUUUAAAAAUCGUUUUGACAAAAUUUAAAAUUAAAUACAAUAAAGAAGAAAAAAUCAAAAAUUAUGUAGACGAACAAUCGACAGGAAGUAAAAAUUUUAAAUUUUAUAAAAAAAUAUUAAUCAUUUUUUUUAGGGAAUUAAAAACGGCCAUAAAAAUUUGCUAAAUAAUGGCAUUCAAGUGGAAAAAUCAUCGAAACAAUGUAUUUACGUAACUUUUUAAUCAUUAUUGUUUUGAACUGGUGUUUUCUGGUUCGGGUCUAAGGGCCGAACCAGAACAACACCAGUUCAUCAACUGGCCGCCGCAAGCCUUAACCAAUUUAUCAUUAUUGUUUUACUAAUAACAUUACUUUUAAGAAAAAAUACCUAAUCAAAAAAGUCAUAAAAACAAUAUAAUAAUUAAUUGUAAAUAUUAUGUGAACGAAAAUCAUAGUACUUAAACUAUAUUAGUUUCAAUUUCAAUUUGUAGUUUUAUUUUGAAUUUAGUGGAAUUGCUUCAUUUAUUAAAAUUAUCAUGAAUAUGCGCAAGUGGUGCCAACGUAGUUGGUUCAAAAAAAUGGGAGACGAAACACCUUUAUUUAGCAUUUUAAACAAUUUUAUUUUUAAGUUAUUAAUAUUACUUCAUUCUUCUGCUAACAUAAAGAGAAUAUUAUUGUCUUUGAUUAAUUUAAUGAAGACAAACCAAAGAGAUAAAUUAGGUUUAAGUACAAUUUCUCAAUACUAAGUUUUAUUGGCGAAAAAAAAUAUCAUAAUUUUAAAAUUGAUAAAAGAUAAAUUCAGUCUAUAAACUGCCACACUUUUUACAAAGAGGUCGAAAAAGAAUAAGACAUGUUAUAAUUAAAUAUUUAAU
This is a messenger RNA of Tribolium madens (black flour beetle), 4148 nucleotides long. It is a transcript of the gene spir, whose product is annotated as protein spire. NCBI's taxonomy places the organism in Eukaryota, Metazoa, Arthropoda, Insecta, Coleoptera, Tenebrionidae. The transcript has 2 exons. Gene Ontology annotation, molecular function: actin binding. The record is from RefSeq and is a predicted model, not a curated record. Gene Ontology annotation, biological process: actin filament network formation; actin nucleation; establishment of meiotic spindle localization. Bases 91 to 2208 code for a protein of 705 amino acids. Gene Ontology annotation, cellular component: cytoplasmic vesicle membrane; cell cortex.